Molecule: messenger RNA, 843 nt
Organism: Naegleria fowleri
Lineage: Eukaryota; Heterolobosea; Eutetramitea; Acrasida; Naegleriidae
Exons: 1
Coding region: 1-843 (280 amino acids)
Source: RefSeq, a predicted model, not a curated record
AUGCCAACUUUUGUCAAAUCAUCACCACCAUUAAUACUGAUGGCAAUGAUAGCCACCUUAUUUCUCUUCUACACAACACUCAUUUCUGCUUCUGCUGAGGUGGCCACAGCAUCUGUUUCUUCAUCAUCAUCAACAACAACAACAAUGGUACACCUCAAAAGGCUGGUAAGGGAGUCUGCCGAGUUAUACCACUCCGCUCCUCAAGUGUUGUCUGAAAUAGAGAAGAAACGAGGCUCAUCAUCCUCCAAUUACUUUUAUUCUGAUUUCAAAACAGGUACAUGGUAUACUGGUGAUUUUGAAACCUACGAUGAAAACUGUAUUGAGAACACAUUUGUGUUUGUCAAUUUAACCAUUCCAAAUUCGUAUUCAAUGAUACUCAGUGCUCCUCUUCAACCAACAGAUCGAGUGCAUCUAUCAGCUUGCUUAAAAGGCCUUAAAGAUUCCUAUCACUUGUGCGGAAUUAAAGUUGAAAAUGUGUCCUCGUCGGCCUGUGUACGUUAUAGUCAUGAUGAAAAGGAGAGCACGGUCAAAGUGGCCAUCAAUUUGAAUCCUCUCUCAUGUAUGGCUCCAGAUUUUGAUUAUGAUGGAAAAUGCAGCAUUAGCGAGUCAGCUCCCGAAAUUAUUUUCUAUUAUUCAGCUCCCGGUUAUAAUAGCACCAUGUUGAGAAACGUGGUCGUUAUUGUAGUGUUGAGUUUGCUCGUCUGUUGCUGUGGAUGUAUUGCUGUUAUCGGAGGAUGUGUGGGUUACAGGUGUUACAAAAAACGCAGUGCUAGAAAACCAUCUAAUUCUGGUAAUAUUCAAUUGGAUCCACAAGAACAAUAUGCAGAAUUGGAAGACCUAUAA